Messenger RNA from Penicillium subrubescens, 270 nucleotides. RefSeq lists its product as uncharacterized. The record is from RefSeq and is a predicted model, not a curated record. The coding region runs from base 1 to 270 and encodes 89 amino acids. The transcript has a single exon. NCBI's taxonomy places the organism in Eukaryota, Fungi, Ascomycota, Eurotiomycetes, Eurotiales, Aspergillaceae.
AUGUCUCUGCCUGCAGCCCGCCGUUUCGCAUCUGGAGUCUUCUCCAAGCCAGCAUUUACUUCUACCCACCUCGUCCGAUCCUCAAUUCCCCAGCGCCUGUCGUCCAACAACGCGCCCAAGUCCUCGCGCCCGUCCUCCUCCGCACCACAUAACGACCGCUCACAAUUUAAGAUCCUGCCCAUCCUGGUAAUCAUUGCCAUUGGAUCUGGCUCCUACGUGUUCCUUGUGAAGUCUCGCACUGGACAAUCACCACAGCGACCAUCUAAUUAG